Messenger RNA from Trypanosoma theileri, 495 nucleotides. RefSeq lists its product as uncharacterized. The record is from RefSeq and is a predicted model, not a curated record. The transcript has a single exon. NCBI's taxonomy places the organism in Eukaryota, Euglenozoa, Kinetoplastea, Trypanosomatida, Trypanosomatidae. The coding region runs from base 1 to 495 and encodes 164 amino acids.
AUGGCGCUUCUGAAGUGGAACAAGCGGGGCCCCAAUAUGGAACGUAUGCUUGGGCGCCGGCUGCGACCACCACCCCUUCGGCCAUCCGGCAAAAUCACAGGCAGAGACCAGCGCAGACCAACAACGCAACAGACGAAAGAGGGGGUUCUGGGAGAAAAGCGAGAAGGCGAGAAAGAAACAAAGGCGAGGCGUUUAUUUUCAAAAGCGCCGAACGACCAUUCCUCAGAACCAAAACGGGCCAUUGCAAGGGAGUCCCCCACCCUAUUUGGGGUGCUCCGCAACACGAGGCGGGAAGGCAAAGAACCAUUUGGAGAGCACCCCCAUACCCCUUUACCCGUUUGUGUGAUGAAUUCCGCCGCUUUGUUUUCCCAUUGUGGCGUUUUUUUUUUCUUGCGAAUGCCUUCGCUCCGUAUAUCUUUGGCCCUUUUCGUUCUGCUGCUGUUUUAUCUGUCUUUUGCCCCCGUGGCGGCCUGCAAUUGGCAUUGGCGGCGUUAG